AUGUUCAUCAUCAAGGCGACGCUCAAGGAUGAGACUCGCCGUCUCUCCUUUGACAGCACCAAAUUUCCUCAAUACGCAGAGAUCCAGCAAAAGAUCUGCACAGCCUUCAACCUUCCAUCCACCACCCACACCUUCUGGGUGAACGUCCUGCUCUUCCCGGACGAGACGGUUGAUGCCAAGAUCAUGUUCAAGAAGCAUAUCUGCGAUGCCACCGAGUACGAAGCUGCGCAGUCGACGUUCCGUCGGAACGCGUUCCACGCCCCCGCUUUGGCGUUCUCGGUCCUCCUUUCGUCCGACCCCCGCCUGGAUAUCAUCCACAAGUAUCACCGGGCCGAGAUGCUCACUCGGUCGGCUGCCGACCUCCAACGCAACACGGCGUCGUACGAGGACCUCCUCACUCAGCGCCAAUCCCUCCUCGCUUCCCUCGAGGCCAAACUCGCCACCUGCCAAAAGGAGAACGACCAGCUCGGCGUUGCCUUUUGGGGCGACCGCGUCGAGGACAAGCGCGGUAUGGUCAAGACCCUCCAGGCGAUGGUCUCGGCGGGUCGGGCCGAGCUGAGCGUGCUCAACGAGGAGCUUCAAGGCGAGGUCACACCGGGAGAAUCGCUCCGGGCUCACGCCGAGUCCGAGGACAAGGAGGAGCAGGCGCGGACCCAGCAGUCCCAGGCUGAGCUCGCCGCUUGGGUCGCUGGGUCCGAGGACAACAAGCACUUUCCCCCUUUGGAGUCGGUGCUCAGCCGCCCACCCCCACCCUGGGCACAACACCGGCAGCACCGGAACGACGCGCUCAAGCACAUCGUCGGCAAGGUCUCGGAGGUUAUUCAGAAACAAUCCCUCGUCCCCGCACAGGAGAUCAAGUCGAUGUUGGAUGGGUUCUUGCAGAACCUCUCCAACCAGCUCCAGACCACCUUUGACGGUCCGCCCGUCACCCGGGACGAGCCGUCGGUUCCGGGCGCAUACACCGAGUCUGCCCCCGUCAAGCCCGCGUCCGCCCUAGGCAAAGGCGGCUACCGUCACAAGCACAUCUCGUGCGACGGCUGCCUCACCGGUAUCCGCGGGAUGCGGUACAAGUGCGAGAACUGCCCAGACUAUGAUCUAUGCGGUUCUUGCCUCCCCCUCCUCCACACCGGCGAUCUCCACCCCGCCCACCAUACCUUCAAGGCGAUGCUCCACCGCGGUCUCGAGGAUCGCGUCAAGGUCACGGCGGACGCGGACGCGCACCACCCGGCCACGUGCGACCUCUGCUCCACCGGGAUCAUUGGUGUCCGGUGGAAAUGCCUCAACUGCCCCGACUGGGACUGCUGCCAGUCAUGCUCGGCCAGCCUCGGCGAGACCCACCCCGGUCACUCAUUCGGCCAGUUCCACAAGGCGUCGGACCACAUUCGGGUCGCCACCGCCUCGCCGGCCGUCCACAAGAAUAUCAUCUGUGACGGGUGCGAAAAGCUCGUCGUUGGCAUUCGGUACAAGUGCAUGCACCCCGACUGCCCAGACUUUGAUCUGUGCGAAAAGUGCGAGAGCAUGCCGUUUGGGUCGCACCCCGAUACCCACGCGAUGCUCAAGAUCAAGACGCCGACGGUGGUGGAUGCGAAGAGUAGCCUUGGGGCCAGGAUGAGCUCGGACCAGGCUAGGGCGCACCGCGCGAACCGGCUGGAGAAGAGGGCGCAGGAGGAGAAGCGGGUGCAAGAGGCGGCAGAGACGGACAAGAAGCUGGCCGAGAUUUCUGCGAGGCUCAAGGAGAAGCGCAGGCAGAAGAUGGAGGAGGCGAAAAAGGCGGAGGAGGCCAAGGCGGAGGAGGCCAAGGCGGAGGCUAAGAAGGACAAGCCAGAGGAGAAGGUGGCGAGUUUGGCGGAAAUCAUUGCGGCGCUCAACCUCGCCAAGGUGCAGGUCACCAAGGAUGCGGUCGCGGCGGUCAUGCUGGCCAAGGAGCAGGCUACCAACAAGGUAUUGGGGGAUGUGGAGGGGCUCAAGCGGAUGGUCGAGAAGAAGGCGAGGGAGUUUGUGCCGGCUCCGGCAGUGCCGACGCCCGCCUCGGAAUCGGACAACACCCCUACCCCGCCCACCAAGGAACCCGUCUCGCACCUCGACCUCUGCUCGUGGGUCCGGCACGUCACCAUCGCCCCCGGCUGCGUCCUUCCCGUCGGCGCAGAGUUCACCAAGACGUGGAAGAUCAAGCACUUUGCCGACGGGUCAGAGUUCACCUUUGACAAGCUCGUGCUGUUGCACCAGUCGGUCGAUGGGAAGCUCCAGGGAGCGGUCAAGCCGUCGGUCGAGAUCAAGCGGGAGGACAUCAAGGAGGGAGCCGAGAUGGAGAUUAGCCUGGAGGGGUUGAUUGUGCCGGACGUCGAGGGGGAGGUGGUCGAGUACUGGCAGUUCUUUGAUGAGCGUGGAGUGGUCUAUGGCCAGCCACUCCGGCUCAGGUGA
This is a messenger RNA of Dioszegia hungarica, 2421 nucleotides long. RefSeq lists its product as uncharacterized. The transcript is spliced from 3 exons. The record is from RefSeq and is a predicted model, not a curated record. Gene Ontology annotation, molecular function: zinc ion binding. Bases 1 to 2421 code for a protein of 806 amino acids. Lineage: Eukaryota; Fungi; Basidiomycota; Tremellomycetes; Tremellales; Bulleribasidiaceae.